GAGCACAUCGGCCACGAGACUGUCGGCGGCAAGCGCAAGGUGGGCAAGCACACGCAGCGCACGCUUGCGAGCUUCAGCAUGGAGAACAAGACCUGCGUCGUCACGGGCGGCACUCGCGGCCUGGGCAACCUGAUCGCGCGCACGUUCGUCGAGUCGGGCGCCUCGCGCCUGGCCAUCCUUGACCUGGACGCUGGCGAGGCGCAGGCUGCGGCUGCCGAGGUGGUGCAGUGGUUCGAGGACCACGGCCAGGCGGAGAAGGGCGAGGUGGAGGCGCUGGGCAUCGGCUGCAACGUCGCGAGCGAGGAGAGCGUGACGCAGGCCAUGAAGCAGAUCAAGGAGCGCUUCGGCUCGAUCGAUGUGGUCGUCAACAGCGCUGGCAUUGUCCACAACUUCCCGGCUGAGGAGUACCCGACUGACAAGAUGAAGCUGCUGUACGACGUCAACAUCAACGGCAGCUACUUCGUGGCGCGCGAGGCCGCCAAGCACAUGCUGCGCGACGGCACGCAGGGCUCCAUCAUCCUCAUCGCCAGCAUGAGCGCCGGCAUCGUCAACAUCCCGCAGGCGCAGGCGCCGUACAACGCGUCCAAGGCCGCUGUGCGGCAUCUCGCCUCGAGCCUGGCCGUCGAGUGGGCGAAGCGCGGCAUCCGCGUCAACUCGCUCUCGCCGGGCUACAUGGCCACGGCACUGACGAAGCAGGUGCUGGAGAACAGCCCCGAGGGCAAGGAGCUCAAGGCCAAGUGGGAGAGUCUGACUCCAAUGGGCCGUAUGGGCGAGCCGGAGGACCUCAAGGGCGCGGCGAUCUAUCUCGCCAGCGACGCCAGCAAGUUCACGACCGGUCAGGAUAUCGUCGUCGAUGGCGGCUACGUCUGUGUGUGA
This is a messenger RNA of Tilletiopsis washingtonensis, 876 nucleotides long. RefSeq names its product NAD(P)-binding protein. Gene Ontology annotation, molecular function: oxidoreductase activity, acting on NAD(P)H, oxygen as acceptor. The record is from RefSeq and is a predicted model, not a curated record. The annotation marks the transcript as partial. Gene Ontology annotation, cellular component: intracellular anatomical structure. Lineage: Eukaryota; Fungi; Basidiomycota; Exobasidiomycetes; Entylomatales. The transcript has 7 exons.